AUGGAUCAGUGUGAGGACGUGACAGUUCCUCCGGAACACAAGAGAGGACGAGAAGCUCAGAGCAAUCAGCCUCAAACACAUGACGAUGUGACGUCUGAGGACCAGGAUGACUCCAGGAGUGACAGCUAUACAGUAAAAAUGUGGUUGAAGGACACUUUAGAGGAUUUGGACUCCAGUGGGCUGGAGGAAUUCCAGUGGUACCUGGUGAAUGCAGAUGAAUCAAAGGAUGGUUUCAACCCGAUCAAACUGUGUCAUCUGGAGCAUGCGAACAGAUUGAAGACAUCAUGGGUCAGCAGGGUGAAGACGAGGGGGCUGAAAACACAUCCUUGGGGCGCCCCCGUGCUCACAGUGACGGUGCUGGAUGUGAUGUUGGUGACCCGUACUGCCUGUGGUUUCCUGGUCAGGAAGUCCAGGAGCCAGUUGCACAGCGAGGUGCUGAGUCCCAGCCGCUCCAGUACAUUAGUUGAAGUUUGUAAAACGCAGCUGAAGUCUAAGCUGCAGAAGAAGCACCAGCAUGUGUUUAAGGGGAUCACUAAAGCAGGAAAGAAAACCCUUCUGGAGCAGAUCUACACGGAGCUCUACAUCACAGAGGGAGGGACCGGAGAGGUCAACGAUGAACAUGAAGUCAGACAGAUUGAAGCAGCUUCCAGCAAACCAGGCAGAGCAGAAACAGCCAUCAGACAGGAAGACAUCUUUAAACCCCCACCUGGAACAGCUGAACAAAUCAGAACAGUAAUGACGAAGGGAGUGGCCGGCAUCGGGAAAACAGUCCUAACACAGAAGUUCAGUCUGGACUGGGCUGAAGGCAGAACCAACCAGGACAUCCAGUUCCUCCUUCCAUUCACCUUCAGACAGCUGAAUAGGCUGAAAGAGGAGAAAUUCAGCUUGGUGGAACUAGUUCAUCACUUCUUCUCUGAAACCAGAGGAAUCUGCAGCUUUGAAGAGUUCCAGGUCACGUUCAUCUUUGACGGUCUGGAUGAGUUUCGACUUCCUCUGGACUUCCACAACUCUAAAUUCCUCAGUGACCCCAGAAGGUCCACCUCAGUGGACGUGCUGCUGACAAACCUCAUCAGGGGGAACCUGCUUCCUUCUGCUCGUCUCUGGAUCACCACACGACCCGCAGCAGCCAAUCAGAUCCCUCCUGAGUGUGUCUCCAUGGUGACGGAGGUCAGAGGGUUCACUGACCCACAGAAGGAGGAAUACUUCAGGAAGAGGUUCAGAGAAGAGGAGCAGACCAGCAGGAUCAUCUCCCACAUCAAGACAUCACGGAGCCUCCACAUCAUGUGCCACAUCCCAGUCUUCUGCUGGAUCACUGCUUCGGUCCUGGAGAAAGUCCUGCAGACCAGAGAGGGAGGGGAGCUGCCCAAGACCCUGACUGAGAUGUACAUCCACUUCCUGGUGGUCCAGGCCAAACUGAAGAAGUCCAAGUAUGAUGGAGGAACUGAGACGGAUCCACACUGGAGUCCAGAGAGCAGGAAGAUGGUGGAGUCUCUGGGAAAACUGGCUUUUGAGCAGCUGCAGAAAGGAAACCUGAUCUUCUAUGAAUCAGACCUGAGAGAGUGUGGCAUCGAUGUCAGAGAGGCUUCAGUGUACUCAGGAGUGUUCACCCAGAUAUUUAGAGAGGAGAGCAACCUGUACCUGGACCAGGUCUUCUGCUUCAUCCAUCUGAGUGUCCAGGAGUUUCUGGCUGCUCUUCAUGUCCACCAGACCUUCAUCAAGUCUGGAGUCAACCUGCUGGAGGAACAACAGUGGUUCUUCUGGUGGUUUAAGACUGACUUCUAUCAGGCAGCUGUGGACAAGGCCUUACAGAGUCCCAACGGACACCUGGACUUGUUCCUGCGCUUCCUCCUGGGUCUUUCACUGGAGACCAAUCAGAACCUCCUACGAGGUCUGAUGGAACCAAAACAAAGGAGUUCACAGAACAAUCAGAAAACAGUUGAAUACAUCAAGAAGAAGAUCAGUGAGGAUCUGUCUGCAGAGAGAAGUAUCAACCUGUUCCACUGCCUGAAUGAACUGAACGAUGGUUCUCUGGUGGAGCAGGUCCAACGGUCCCUGAGGUCUGGAAGUCUCUCCACAGAUUAUCUGUCUCCUGCUCAGUGGUCGGCUCUGGUCUUCAUCUUACUGUCAUCAGAAGAAGAUCUGGAGGUGUUUGACCUGAAGAAGUUCCGAGCUUCAGAGGCGGCUCUACGGAGGCUGCUGCCGGUGGUCAAAGCCUCCAAGAAAGUUGUGCUGUCAGGCUGUCUGAUCUCAGAGGAAGGAAGUUCUUCUCUGGUCUCAGCUCUGACCUCCAAUCCCUCCCACCUGAGAGAGCUGGACCUGAGUAACAACGACCUGCAGGAUUCUGGACUGGAGCAGCUGUGUCCUGGACUGGAGAGUCCACACUGUCACCUGGAGUCUCUCAGGUUGAGUGACUGUUACCUCUCAGGGAACAUCUGUCCACUUCUGUCCUCAGUUCUCAGCUCUCAGUCCUCCAGUCUGACAGAACUGGACCUGAGCAACAACGACCUGCAGGAUUCUGGACUGGAGCAGCUGUGUCCCGGACUGGAGAGUCCACACUGUCACCUGGAGUCUCUCAGGCUGUCAGGCUGUCUGAUCUCAGAGGAAGGAAGUUCUUCUCUGGUCUCAGCUCUGACCUCCAAUCCCUCCCACCUGAGAGAGCUGGACCUGAGCUACAACCAUCCAGGAGAGUCAGCAGGGAAGCUUCUGUCUAGAGUGGAGGAUCCCCGCUGGAGACUGGACACUCUCAGGGUGGAGCCUGCUGGACAACGAUGGCUGACACCAGGUCUGAGGAAGUAUUCCUGUCAACUCACCGUCGAGACAAACACAGUCAACAACGACAUCAAACUGUCUGACAACAACAGGAAGAUGACACAUAUGUGGGAAGAGGAUCAGUCAUAUCCUGAUCAUCCAGACAGCUUUGAUGUUUAUCCUCCUCAGCUGCUGUGUAGAGAAGUUCUGACGGGUCGCUGUUACUGGGAGGUCCAGAGGAACGGAGAAGUUUCUGUAUCAGUGAGUUACAGAAGAAUCAGGAACAAAGGAAACUCUUAUGACUGUAGGUUUGGAAUGAACGAUCAUUCCUGGAGUCUGGACUGUUAUGAUGGUGGUCGGUACCGUGUCUGGCACAAUAUCAGAGAAACAUCUUCCUCUUCCUCAGUCUCUGACAGAGUAGCGGUGUACGUGGACGUUCCUGCUGGAACUCUGUCCUUCUACAGUGUCUCCUCUGACAGACUGAUCCACCUCCACACCUUCAACACCACCUUCACUGAACCUCUCUAUCCUGGGUUCUUGAUUGGUCCUGGUUCUUCAGUGUCUCUGUGUUGAGUUCAGUCUCCAGAGUCUCCUCCUGUCAGAGAAACUGUCUCUGUUGGACAGAUAGUUGAGUCUGUACACGUCUGUCUCUGUUUCCACCAGAACACCUGAAUCACACGUUGGUGAAACUGUUCUGAAUGAUUCCUUGGAAACUUCUUCCUCUUCCGGUCCUUUAAAGGUGAAGCUGCCGUUAUUCCAGGAUCCACAUGUUGUUCUUCUGUCUGUUUCCAGUCAGAGCUUCACGGUGAACAGCAGCAUGUUGUUUCUCUGCAGCUCAGUUCAGCUCAGAUCAUUCACUUCAUGUUCAGCUGCAGGUAGUUUGCUGCACAUGUGACCAACUGUGAUGUCAGAGAGGAAUCACUGAGCUGCAAUCAGCCCAGAUGAAGUUACAACCUGCUGACAGAUGUGAGCACAAGGUUGCUGUGCAGCCAGGGUUCAUCCUGCUCUUUAUUCACACCACUUCCU
This is a messenger RNA of Cololabis saira (Pacific saury), 3774 nucleotides long. Its product is annotated as NACHT, LRR and PYD domains-containing protein 12-like. The record is from RefSeq and is a predicted model, not a curated record. Gene Ontology annotation, molecular function: protein binding. NCBI's taxonomy places the organism in Eukaryota, Metazoa, Chordata, Actinopteri, Beloniformes, Belonidae. The transcript is spliced from 10 exons. Bases 1 to 3321 code for a protein of 1106 amino acids.